CACAACUCUAUGCCGCAAUACAACAGCCACGAAUAUGGCGGUUCGUAUUAUGCUGGCUAGCUUUAUUUUCACGUUGGUUGUUCUAUUACUCGUUAUGCAAGUUGAUGGCGCUAGGAAGAAAGGCAAGCUAACAAUUCGGCGCGCACAAACACAGCACAGUCAUGCAAAAGGCGCGCGGCAUACCAUCAGAAAACAAGUGGUUAAAUGUUGUGGAGCCAAGUCCUGUUUUUCAGAGCGGUCGAGCACAAAAUCAAGCAAUUGGAAAAAAUUAAAUGCCACUACCAUUUCUGAUGAAGAGAUAGACGAAACAAAUGAGGAAGCUGGUGGCCAAGAGUCCUCCACAGAAAAUGGGGAAGCUCCGACCAGUGACACUAACGAAGCCUCAUCAGUAGAAUCAGCAGCAACCGAAGCCCCAGUUGACGGAGCCGUUACUCCGAUCGACGAGCAGAGUUCACCUUCAAGUGAAGAAGGAAGUACAGAAGGUGAAACGACUGCAGAAUUAGCUGAAAGUUCUUCCAUGGCAUCAUCGUCGACCAACGGCGGUUCCUCUGGCUCAAGUACUUCUUUGAGCGGAGCUUCCAGCCAAAGCGUGCCAGGCAUUGGAAUGACGACAGGGUGGACUACAACAGUUUCAACCUCAACUACAUCAGCUACAACCACAAUUACAGCAGUUUCGACCACAACCCCCAAAACUAUAACAACAGCCGCAGCUUCUACAACAGCAAAAUUAAAUGGGAACGUUAUCUACACUUGCCCAAGCAGCUGCACAAAAAAUUCAACAUUGUUUACAAACGGCCAGUUAAAAGACCCUCGAGACUUUGGAUUUUGGGUCGAGUCUUGCGGUCAGCUUUUCCUUUUUGGGAAAUCAAUUGUGGACUGGGAAGCAAAUUUAAACCGCUGUUGCUCCUUAGGGAUGCAACCAAUAAUGCUAGAGAGCGAUGAAAAGCGGAAUUGCUUCAACAACCUCACCAAAGAUUGGAUAUUCAAUUCAAAUUAUUGGACGGCGGGGCGGAAGGUCACCGACCUAAAUGAAUACAAUUGGUGCACCACGAGUCAAGUGUUCACCAAAAACACAAAUAUGUGGGCUACAGGAUAUCCAAAUACAACCUUGACUGCAAAUGAGGGCUGUGUCCAUUUAAGAAUUGUAAAAAACUCAAAGGUUGAGACCACUGAAAGAAACUGCACCGAUAAAUAUGUUUUUGGUUGCCAGGGAGCGCCAACACCUCCUCCUUCAUGUUCAGCCCCUGCUUGCCCGGACUUAAUGUGCACUAAAAAUGUGUCUUACUUCACAACGCUGGCAGAUAAAACCACAAUGAUUCUUACUAAUCCACAAUUGCAUGGAACUUGGCACUCAAUAAACGGAAGAAUUUAUAUGUUUAGCUUUGGCUCGACUACAUGGCAAGCAGCGCGUCAGGAAUGUUGCUCGAUUGGCAUGAAACUCUUGAGCGUAGACUUUGAUUACGAAUUCGAUAAUUUAUUCCAAGCACUCAAAGGAGUUUCAAUUCACAACGUGACAACGCAAGUAGGAGAAUUCUGGAGUUCAGGCGCAGAUAUUGGGUGCGAGUCAAACUACGGGUGGUGCGCCGUGAACAAAUUAGUACGAAAUGCGAAAUGGGCAUGGCAGCAACCCAGCGAUCGCAAUGGAUUGGAAAAUUGCAUCUCCGUUAAAAUUGAUAGAAUAGCACCUUUAUUUUCUGACAAUAACUGCGAGAAUAAAAUGAGAUAUAUUUGCGAGUCGAGGGACACAACCAAAUCGACUGGUAGCUCUGAGGCAAUUGUCGACGAGUGUGGACAAGUUUUCAAUGUCACACGCCAAGAGGCAGAAGACGUUUUGAAUAUGACGUCAAACUUCACGUCAAAAAUCAAAUGCUACUUGAGAUGCCUGGCAGAACAAAGUGGAUAUAUGAUCAAUGGCAAGAUUGUCGACGAGAAUUUGCUAGCCAUGGCCGAACUUUUGGCCGCCAAAGCGCCUCCUACCAAAUUACAAGAAAAUCUCCAAGCUGUGGAUUCAUGUUCCUCAAUAAAGGGCAUGGACGAAUGCGAUACUGCAGCAUUUGUCUAUCAAUGCGGGCAGGACAAGGCGCCCAAUCUCGUGUCAGACAUAAUCGCCUCGGUGGAGAUGAAUAGCUCAGCGGAAACGGUUCCUCUGCAAGGCGAUGUAUCUAGAUGUCCAGCCGAUUUUCCAUGUCAAAUAGACGACCUGUCAAAACUUGAAUAUGAAAACAACUCGCUUAAUACAACAAGCGGAUCAGCUGGGGGAACGUUUUUCACGGCAUGUGGGUUACGCUAUAUAGCAUUUUUAUCACAACAAACUUAUGGAAAUGCAGCGACAAUAUGUUGCAAAUAUGGACUUCGAUUGUUAGUGCUGGAUUCACCUGCCAAGCAAAAGUGCAUUGUAGAAAGCUUACCUGACAGCAAUUUUCUUCCUUCUACCGCUCCUGCUAGUAGACUAGGCACUGGCAACUACACCUGGUGCAUGUCAAGCGCACAACCAUUUAUGAUGAACGAGUUUGUUCAAUCGCCUGUUAAUACCUGGGGAGAUCAGUCGAUGUAUCUCCUGACGUAUGAUUUUGGUAGUGCGCUACCUAACUAUCAACCGGGGGAUAUAGUUUCACUUAACGUGGAUCCAGCAGGCCCACUUGCAAAAAACUCAUUCGUUUGUGAACCGUGAUUGGCCAAGCAGAUUUAAAAAACAAAAAUUAUAUGCUAAAACUAUAUAACACAUAAUAAUUUGAUUGGCUUAUUGAUAUUAUAUUAAUAAAAAUGAUCCAAA
This is a messenger RNA of Neocloeon triangulifer, 2773 nucleotides long. RefSeq lists its product as uncharacterized. Bases 35 to 2671 code for a protein of 878 amino acids. Gene Ontology annotation, molecular function: odorant binding. The transcript is spliced from 24 exons. NCBI's taxonomy places the organism in Eukaryota, Metazoa, Arthropoda, Insecta, Ephemeroptera, Baetidae. The record is from RefSeq and is a predicted model, not a curated record.